AUGGAUCCAAACCUAAAUGAAUUCAAUCUCGAAUACUUCCAACAAGAAUGGGAGUUAGAAGAUAAAAUGUUUGAUAGGCAACAAGAACUGCUUGAAGAGUUGCUUAGAAGAGAAGAACAACCGCGCAAGAGAAAGUCCAUAUAUAGAGAUCAUCAAGCAGCGCAUGAGAGGCUCAUGGCCGACUACUUUGCCGAAUCAUGCACAUACACUGAUGCCCAAUUUCGACGAAGGUAUCGAAUGAAUAGGCCUCUCGUUCUACGAAUUGUGGAUUCUAUGUCAAAUUUUGACGUUUACUUCACACAACGUCGUAAUAAUGCGGGCAAGCUUGGUUUAACCCCUAUCCAAAAGUGUACUGCUGCCCUACGCAUGCUCGCAUCUGGAGUAGCAGCUGAUGCUUGUGAUGAGUACGUGAAGAUAGGAGAAUCUACUGCGGUUGAGUGUACUCAGAGUUUGAACGACAUAAAUGUACUAGAUAGGUCACCCGUUUUUGAUGACAUUGAGUCUGGUGAAGCUCCAAGGGUAAACUUCACUGUUAAUGGACGGCAGUACAAUAUUGCAUACUAUCUUGCUGACGGAAUCUACCCAAAAUGGCCUGUCUUCGUCCAGUCAAUUCAAAUGCCCCAGGGAUCCAAACAACAAUGUUUUGCCAAACAACAGGAGUCAUGCAGGAAGGACGUGGAGCGCGCAUUCGGGGUUCUCCAAGCACGGUUUGCUAUUGUCCGCCAACCAGCUCGAACGUGGGAUCUUGAAGUCUUAGGUAAAAUAAUGAGGGCGUGCAUUAUUUUACAUAACAUGAUAGUGGAAGAUGAACGAGAUUCGUAUUCGCGAAACUGGGAAAAUAUCGACUUUGAACCGUCAAACAAUCCUAGCUCUUCCGCCUCUUCCAGUGUUCAAACAGACGUAUUGCCUGAGUUUCAAGUCCAUGUUCGAGACCGAUCCGGAUCGGAUAAUCAUACUAGAGCCGAACUACGAGAUAGGAGCCAACAUAUUCAGUUGAAAAAGGAUCUCAUCGAGCACAUUUGGCAGAAAUUUGGAACAACCUCUGAUUAG
This is a messenger RNA of Asparagus officinalis (garden asparagus), 1050 nucleotides long. RefSeq lists its product as uncharacterized. The record is from RefSeq and is a predicted model, not a curated record. Bases 1 to 1050 code for a protein of 349 amino acids. The transcript is spliced from 2 exons. NCBI's taxonomy places the organism in Eukaryota, Viridiplantae, Streptophyta, Magnoliopsida, Asparagales, Asparagaceae.